AUGCGUCCCAUCCUAUUCUCGACUCGAAGCGACCGCGUCAACCAAUUCAAAGAGGCCCACAAGAAUCGCAAGACAAGAGUGGAAGGAUCCAAACUUUUCUUUGUCUAUCAAACAAUGAAUUGCACGCUUUCGAGAUUGGAAGAGAAGAUUUUUCCAUGUAAUUACCAUUUAAUACGCGCUGAAAAUUUUACAGCGAUGUUGUUAUAUGCAAACUCAAAAUGA
Puccinia triticina is the source of this 222-nucleotide messenger RNA. RefSeq lists its product as uncharacterized. Lineage: Eukaryota; Fungi; Basidiomycota; Pucciniomycetes; Pucciniales; Pucciniaceae. The record is from RefSeq and is a predicted model, not a curated record. Bases 1 to 222 code for a protein of 73 amino acids. The transcript has 2 exons.